Humulus lupulus (European hop) is the source of this 1332-nucleotide messenger RNA. RefSeq lists its product as uncharacterized. The coding region runs from base 1 to 1332 and encodes 443 amino acids. The transcript has 3 exons. The record is from RefSeq and is a predicted model, not a curated record. NCBI's taxonomy places the organism in Eukaryota, Viridiplantae, Streptophyta, Magnoliopsida, Rosales, Cannabaceae.
AUGCAGCAGGAUUACAAAGGAGAGCUGCCAGCUGAUAUGGGUGAUAGGCAGGGUGGGACAUUACAUAAGGAUACUACAGAUGAGGUGUUGGGCUCUUCUAUAAUAGGUCAGGAGAUGCAUUGGUCUACCCCUAAAAAAGUGGGAGGGACAAAGCAUAUUCUUCCAAUAACCAUGACAUUGAAAGCUAACAAAUAUAGUCUCUUACAGGAGAAACAGACAGAGAGGUUGCAGAAGAGUCUGGGGGCUUUUCUUGAAACAAAACUGAAAAGGAAUAAAAUAGAGGAGAUGAUGAGCAAUGUAUUUUUGGGUUGGAAUUGGUAUAGUGAUAUCCUAGUGGAGGGAAGAAUAAUGUUAGUUUGGAAAGAGAAUGUGGUUUCACUUACAGUAACUCAGUCUCAAGACCAACUUAUUAACUGUGAGGUGAAGAUCAAAGGUGUCAGUCAAAAAUUUUGUUUGUCUUUCGUUUAUGGUAGGAACACAAUGGAGGAGAGGAAAGGCCUUUGGGUUCUUUUAACUGGUUCUCAGCAGGUUGAUCUGCCUUGGCUGGUGGUUGGGGACUUUAAUGCAGUGUUUGAGUUUGAUGACCGCAUAGGGGGUAGUCCGGUUACUGAAUUGGAAGUGGAGGAUAGUAGUCUUUGGAGGGCUAAUGCUUUGUUAUCUGAGAUGCACUCGAUUGGCUCUCAUUUCACCUGGUCUAACAAGCAAAAGGAGGGAUCUAGAAUUUUCUCUAAAUUGGACAGAUGUUUUGUCAAUGAAAAGUGGAUAGAUGCUCUUCCCGAUUCUGAAGUUCGAAUUAAUUGGGACACUAUUUCUGAUCACUGUUUUUGCAUUAUCAAAACUGUCCAGUUUAAGAUUUCAGGGGUCAGACCAUUCAGGUUUUUUAAUAUGUGGACUAAGCAUAAGGAUUUUAGGAAUGAAGUUUUUAGUAUUUGGACUAAAAAGACUGGUGGUACUGCUGCUAAGGUGAAUUAUGAGAAGGCCCAGCUGUUAUUACAGCAAUCUACUGAGUCGAGAGUUCUGCAGCAGGAAGAGCAAGAGGCUCAUGAUGAUUUUGUUAGUAAGUCUAAAAUGUACGAGAGCUUUCUUCGUCAAAAGAGCAAAAUUAAUUGGCUCCGUUUUGGAGAUGAAAACACUGCUUAUUUUCAUGCUAGUCUUAAGCAGAGGAGGAUUAGGAAUCGCAUUACUUAUUUUUUGAAUGAAGAGGGUCUAAUGAUUGAUAAUAAUGAAGAAGUGGUUGCUCAUUUCUUUAAUCAUUUCAAAGGCUUUCUUGGCAAGGGAAGCUCAGCACUAGUCGGGCAGACAAGUCUUGUAUCCAGCAGGGGUAUGUUCUGA